This is a messenger RNA of Dendronephthya gigantea, 1516 nucleotides long. RefSeq names its product mirror-image polydactyly gene 1 protein-like. Lineage: Eukaryota; Metazoa; Cnidaria; Anthozoa; Malacalcyonacea; Nephtheidae. The transcript is spliced from 9 exons. The record is from RefSeq and is a predicted model, not a curated record. The coding region runs from base 26 to 1339 and encodes 437 amino acids.
AAUAGCGUCGUUGUAGUGCUUGAUAAUGGACGCAAUUGAGGAGGAAGAUUUUCACACGGACGGCAAGCUUAGUUCUGCUAGAUUACGACGGUCGUUUCCUCGGGAAAAAUCACAGCACGAAGAUAUGUUUGAAAUCAAACAAAAUGUGACAAGAACGCUCAAAGAUGCGCGAAGAAAAUUGAACGAUUUACGCAGCGAAGUCGACAGAAAGGAUGACAUGAUUCGGCAAGCUAGAUUCGAAGGCACUGAUCGGAGUAUGAAGAAGGAUGAGUCAACAAGAUACAGUCCCGGUCGGUCCAAUUAUACAUUUCAAGAUCACAAUAACAAUGGCAGAGACAGUGAAGAAUUACUGCAUGAUGAGGUCAAAGUUUUAGAUAGUUUGAAUGAUCGUCUCAUGGAGAAACUUGCGAGAACUGAGUCGAAAUUGGAAGAGGCUCGAUUGUACCAAGAUGAAGUCAGUCUCGAGGCUGAGGCAAAGAUUGCUGCAAAAGGCGCAGCUCUUGUGGAUAAAAUCUACAAAGCCCAGAAAGAAAGAGAUGCAGCUGUGCUGUCCAGAUUGAGACUUGCAAAUGAAGAAAGGGAUGAAGUGUUGGCGAGGAUGAAACGGCUUGAACAAGAGCAGCAAGGGUUUGACUCUGGUGUAGAUUCUGUUUAUGAUGAUGAGGACCUUGAUAUGAACAUGAAGCAGCUAUUUAAAAAAUUGGUGGCUUCAGAAACAGGAGCAAGCAUUGACAGACAUGGCGACAUGUUGGUGGCAAAAUACAAGAAACAUGGCAAAGCUAAGCAAAUCAUGGCAGCUGAAGAAAUACAAGCGUUGAUUGAUGAACGUGACGAUGCUCUUCGCAAGGUUGAAACUCUUGAAAAAGAAGUUGAAUCAUUACAAAGGGAAAAAGAGUUAAUGAAACAUCAAUUCAAGUUUGCUGAGAAAACUAGAAUAAAAUCUGGACAAGCACAAUUGAUGGCUGCUCAAAAGGAUAAAGGUGACUCACAGCAGAGAAUAAAAGAACUGGAAGAUGAAAUUCAAAAUUACCGUGUCUAUUAUAGCUUGCAUAGAUCCUUGUCUCAAGAACAGACAUUGAGAGGUCAGUUUAAUGCGACCAUGGACACAUUUGAAUCGAAACUUAAUGAGAGGGAAAACGAACUUGCAAUUUCACAAAACAACACCAAAGAAUUGGUAGCUAGACUUCAAGAUUUGGCCAAAGAGAAGGAAGUGCUUAGUUCGCAACUUGCUGAAGCACUCAGUGCUCAAAGAAAAGAAAAAGAUAAAGCUGACAAGCUUGAAAGACUUGUUUCUGUUCUGCGAAAACGAAUCACCAAUUCAGGAAACCAAACUCUCUAAAUAUAUAACAUGUAGAUAGCUAUUUUAUAUAUAUUUGUAUCAAAUAUUAUAUUUUCCAUAACAAAAGGGUUAGAUUUACAUAGACUCCAAGUCUCCAACAAAAUACAUAAGAUGCAGAAGGCUCUGUGCCGUAAAAUUCUUGGCGUAUCAGGAUGCAACUGAAAUAAUAACAAAUUG